Molecule: messenger RNA, 1329 nt
Organism: Mytilus trossulus (common blue mussel)
Lineage: Eukaryota; Metazoa; Mollusca; Bivalvia; Mytilida; Mytilidae
Product: WD repeat-containing protein 88-like
Exons: 11
Coding region: 96-1283 (395 amino acids)
Molecular function (GO): protein binding
Source: RefSeq, a predicted model, not a curated record
UAUGUCAACAUUUAUUCUUAUUUGCGAUAGGAAACCAGGGACGCGAAAAAUUUCUAAACAUAUGAAAUGUGAGAAAGAAACAUUUCAUAUGGACAAUGGAUGAAGAAGAAUUAUCAGUUGAAAUAGUACAAGAUGAGAGCGAGGCGGGUCGAACCACGGCAACUUGGGAACACGAAGAUUUAGCUCAGCUAAGAAUAAAGGUUUUCCGUGGACAUUUAGACUCAGUAAGAAGUUGUAAAUACAUUGACAAUGAUCAGAAAAUCCUCUCUGCAUCAGAUGACAAGACAAUCAAGAUUUGGGACGUAGAGACAGGAGAAGUUCUCCAUAACUAUUCAAGAUGUCAUGAUAGCAUUAUAUCACAAGCUAAUAUUAAUGACAACGGAAGAAGAUUUGUUAGUUGUGGAUGGGAUAAGAAAGUUGCUGUUUGGGAUAUUGAAUCAGGAAAUUGUGUGUGGUCAGGAAAACAUGCUGGUAUUGUGACAAGUUGUAAUUUUUCACAUGAUGGAAAAUAUGUGGUCUCUGGGUCAGACUUGGAUAACACAGUUAAAAUCUGGGACUCUAAUACAGGAGAUCUGAUACAUAAUGUUGAUGAUAUUCACACUAGUACCAUUACGAAAUGUAUGUUUGCUCCUGGGGAUGAUAAGAUUAUUACAACCUCCAUGGACAAAACUGCCAAAUUCUAUGAUCUAAAGACUUUAAAAGUCACCAUUACUGUACAAGGACAUAUUAAUAUAAUAUCAUGCUGUGAUAUCAGUCAUGAUGAGAGAAAGUUUGCUACUGGUUCCUGGGAUAAAACAGUCAAUAUCUGGGACAUCGCUACAGGAAGUUACAGAUCUAAAGGCCCUGGACAAUUAUGUGGCAGCCAUGAUGGUUCUGUUAGUUCAUGUUCAUUUAGUCCUGAUGGUUUACAGUUAGUUACAGGGUCCUAUGAUUCCACAGUGUGUGUCUGGGAUGUUGAUAACAGAGUGCAAAAAGUCAAACUUCAGGGUCAUGACGACUGGGUAGAAGAUGUGUGUUUUGGUAGUGAUCAGAAAACAGUUUUAUCAUGUUCUAAAGAUAGAACAAUCAGAAUAUGGAAUGUAGAAGAAGCGGAUAAAUUACCUGUUGUAUUAGAAAGAAGGAAAGCUAUUGGUCUAAAAAUUAUUAAGUGUUCUAUGUGUGGGAAGCCUUUCUCCUUAACUUCACUGGAAACUUAUAAAGAUGUUUCAGUAUGUGUGUUCUGUAGGAUGCAGAACAGAGAACAGACUAUGUUAGAAAUAAUGAAUAUGGUUGAUGAAGGAUAGCAGUUAACAAUUUUAGCUCUUUAAAUCUGUGAUAUAUUUAUUUAUU